Fundulus heteroclitus (mummichog) is the source of this 1048-nucleotide messenger RNA. It is a transcript of the gene trappc6bl, whose product is annotated as trafficking protein particle complex 6b-like. Gene Ontology annotation, biological process: endoplasmic reticulum to Golgi vesicle-mediated transport; regulation of GTPase activity. The transcript has 7 exons. Bases 186 to 677 code for a protein of 163 amino acids. The record is from RefSeq and is a predicted model, not a curated record. Gene Ontology annotation, cellular component: TRAPP complex; cis-Golgi network; trans-Golgi network. NCBI's taxonomy places the organism in Eukaryota, Metazoa, Chordata, Actinopteri, Cyprinodontiformes, Fundulidae.
UGCUGGAGACAGUGACGUUUACCUUGUCUUUCGCUGUAUUAAUAGGGUUUCUCUUAUGUUGUUUCUCUGUAUAGAUUAGUAAAAGUACAUUUAACUUCGCCUGCUAACGUUUAACGGAGUGCCCCGGUGUAAAUAUCGAGUGCGUCCUGACAAGCAGAAGAAGCUAGUGGAAUACGGAAGACAGGAUGGCAGACGAGUCCCUGUUUGAAUUCCUCCACAUGGAGAUUGUUUCGCAUAUUUUCAACGAGCAGCAGUCGGGCAAGGGAGAGAUGGAUAACAAGGACAGAGCGGCAUGCAUUUCUCUCUUAGAAGCCAUGGGCUUCAGAGUGGGACAAGGACUCAUCGAGAGGUUGACGCGGGACACCCCCAGCUUUAAGGACGAGUUGGAUAUAAUGAAGUUUAUCUGUAAGGACUUCUGGACUAAGGUGUUCAGGAGACAAGUGGACAACCUGCGAACAAACCAUCAGGGGACCUAUGUCCUGCAGGAUAACAAGUUUGCCUUACUGACUCAGUUCUCUGCUGGGAAGCAGUAUCUGGAUCAGGCCCCUAAGUAUCUUGCUUUUUCUUGCGGUGUGGUGAGAGGAGCUCUGUCUAACCUCGGUCUGGAGAGUGUGGUGACGGCUGAGGUCUCCGUCAUGCCGUCCUGUAAGUUUCAGGUGGUCAUCCAGAAGCUGUGACCCAGUGGUCUUGGUGUUCCUGGUACACAUAAACGGUACCAGCAGAUGGGAGGGUUGUACCUGUUUUUCCACGGAGCACAGUGGACACAGAGCAAAACAUCACAAAUGGAUGAACUGAACCAACUCAGAUUCUGCCAACCACUGUUUGGACUUUGAUGGGCCAAAGAUGACUAACCAAGGCCUUUUAGGUUCACAGAUUUUGUGCAUUUUUUUUUUUUCAAAUUGUACUUAGACAUGCAGACUCACCAGACUCUGUUUUUUUUUUUUUUUUUUUUUUUAAACGAGCUGAGAACUGACAAAGUCAUGCUUGGGAACACAGCUGUUGGACCUAAACUUUAAAGAGUUACCAGCAUCAGAUGUUUUAAAAAAAA